GUGCGCAAUGGCCACAUCAAGCGAAUCACCGACAAUGACAUUCAGUCACUGGUGCUGGAGAUUGAAGGAACUAAUGUCAGUACCACGUACAUCACAUGCCCUGCUGACCCAAAGAAGACCCUGGGCAUCAAACUACCUUUCCUAGUGAUGAUCAUCAAGAACCUGAAGAAAUACUUCACUUUCGAAGUGCAGGUGCUGGAUGAUAAGAACGUACGCCGGCGUUUCCGGGCAAGUAACUAUCAGAGCACGACUCGGGUGAAGCCCUUCAUCUGCACCAUGCCCAUGCGGCUGGAUGAUGGCUGGAACCAAAUCCAGUUCAACUUGUCAGACUUCACGCGCCGGGCUUACGGGACAAAUUACAUCGAGACCCUGAGAGUUCAGAUCCACGCCAACUGUCGCAUCCGACGAGUGUACUUCUCUGACCGGCUCUACUCAGAGGAUGAGCUCCCAGCUGAGUUCAAGCUCUAUCUGCCUGUCCAGAACAAAGCCAAGCAAUAACACCACGUUGGGAAGAGAUAUGAGAAAUGGCGGGGUCAAUAGGAAAACAAAAGCAGAUGGAAGAGAAGGCCCUGCUGAGACCAAGUUUUAGAUCAGUUCACUUUGCCUAGGGUAACUUCGAUUCAUCUGGUAUCCCUCUUCUAGACAGGACACAAUUAACCAUGUAACAGGUCUGGGACUAUGUUGUUGGUGCACAAGUUGUACAGAAUCAGAGUUUUCCUAGCUGUUCCUAAAGUGCUGAGCCUGAACACUGCAAGUGGCCGGGUACCUGAUCUUGUGUUGCACAGAGGGGUUGCUCAAAGUGGCUGUUGUGCCUCCAAAGAGGGGAUUCAGUGGGAAUUAUAGGGUUAAGUGUGCCCUCUUGAAGAUACCGAUUUUAUUUUUUCUUUCCUGGUUUUCCAUCUCUUAUUUUGUAUAUGCUCUAAACACGGAUGUAAUACUUGCUCUUGGAAAGUUAUUAAACAUUUGACUCUGUAA
Messenger RNA from Leptosomus discolor (cuckoo roller), 975 nucleotides. The record is from RefSeq and is a predicted model, not a curated record. Lineage: Eukaryota; Metazoa; Chordata; Aves; Leptosomiformes; Leptosomidae.